AAAGAANAUGGGAAAGGGUAAUCAGGAGGUUACGAGGACGAAUGGCACAAUGUCCGGUAUCUGUGAGGUAGAGAGAGAAAUCGAGAUAAUGUCCAGGGAUGAGAGAAGCUCUCACCACAGCAUGUCGAGCACCGGGUUGUUGCCGGCCCUCGGCGUCCACACCAACCGCCGGCACAAGCUCCGCCGGUUCAUUAUUUCUUAUCGUGACCCUCGAUACAUGGCAUGGGACACAUUCUUGACUAUACUCGUGUUCUACACGGCAUGGGUUUCGCCGUUCGAGUUCGGUUUCAACAUGCGACACAGUAAAGCCCUCGCCAUAACCGACAAUGUCCUCAAUGCUUUUUUCGCAAUAGACAUCGUGCUCACAUUCUUUGUAGCCUACCUCGAUAAAGAAACUUACCUCAUCAUUGAUGACCACAAGAUGAUUGCCUCGAGAUAUGCGAAAACAUGGUUGAUCUUUGAUGUGAUAGCUACAAUACCUUCGGAGCUCGCCCGCAAAGUCCUGCCUUCAAAUGUCGAGUCGUAUGGCUAUCUUAGUUUGCUUCGUCUGUGGCGUCUUAGACGAGUUAGUGCCCUGUUUAGGAGAUUGGAGAAGAAUACAAACUACAACUACUUUUUGGUCCGGGUUUUAAAACUCACAUUUGUUGUGCUUUUCGACGUUCACUGUGCUGGUUGCUUCUUCUACCUUCUUGCUGACAGAUAUCCCGACCCCGAAAAUACGUGGAUUGGCUCAAUACAUCCCGAUUUUCACAAGAUGUCCCUUUGGGACAGAUACGUUAUAUCCAUCUACUGGUCCAUUGUCACAGUCACAACCACCGGAUAUGGUGAUAUACACCCAGUGAACACAGGUGAAAUGGUUUUCGACGUCUUUUUCAUGUUUUUCAACCUCGGGCUCAACUCCUAUAUAAUCGGGAACAUGACCAACAUGAUUGUCCAAGCAACAUCCAAAACUAGGAAAUUCAGAGAGAGCAUUAGUUUAGCCUCGAACUUUGCGAAAAGGAACAAACUGCCACCGAGGCUUGAGGACCAGAUGAUAGCUCACUUGAGCCUUAGGUACAGAGCAGAUUCCGAAGGCUUGCAUCAACAGGAAACUCUCGACGUGCUUCCGAAAGCCAUUCGGUCGAGUGUUAUGCAUUUUCUGUUCUAUUCCCUUGUUGAGAGGGUGUAUUUGUUCAAAGGGGUGUCCAAUGACCUCCUCUUUCAGAUAGUAUCUGAGAUGAAGGCCGAGUAUUUUCCACCGAGGGAAGAUAUAAUUUUACAGAAUGAGGCACCAACUGAUAUGUAUAUCUUGGUUAAUGGGGCAGUGGAACUUAUAUCACAUAAAAGCGGGAUGGAACAGGUCGUUCGGGACUGCAAAACGGGGGACGCAUGUGGCGAAGUAGGCGUGUUGUGCUACAGACCACAGCUUUUUACCGUUCGCACAAAACGGUUGAGUCAGCUUCUACGCCUGAACCGUACUUCCUUGCUGAAUAUUCUCCAAGCCAAUGUUGGAGAUGGUACCAUAAUCAUGAACAAUCUUCUUCAGUAUUUGAAAGAGAAGAAAGAUCCCGUGAUGCAAGCAAUAUUAACAGACACCGAGCACAUGCUGGCCAAUGGGAGAAUGGAUGUUCCACUUAGUCUCUGCUUUGCGGCUGCACGUGAAGAUGAUCUUUUGCUGCACCAUUUGCUGAGGCGCGGUUUAGACCCAGAUGAGCUCGACAGUAACGGCCGCACUGCAUUGCACAUUGCUGCAUCAAAGGGGAGUUUAGAAUGCAUUCUUCUACUUUUGGACUAUGGAAACGUUCCCCUUUGGGACGCGAUACUUGGAAAUCACGAGCCAGUGAUCAAGAUCCUCGUCGACAACGGCGCCACGCUGUCCUCGGGGGACGUGGGACAGCUGGCGUGCUUCGCCGCCGAGCAGAACAACCUCGAGCUACUCAAGGAGAUCAGCAAGCACGGAGGGGACGUGACGCUGCUCAACAUAACUGGCACCACGGCCCUCCACACAGCCAUCUCGGAGGAGAAUCUCGAGAUCGUCAAGUUCCUCGUCGAGAAAGGGGCCGAUAUCGACAUGGCGGACGUGCACGGGUGGACCCCACGUGCCCUAGCUGACUACCAAGGCCACGAGGAGAUCAACGCCUACUUCCGAACCUUGGGUGGGGUUGGUGGGGCCCACCACGACGAGGGUCGCCCGAGCGCUGCGGGACCCGACCCGGAACUGCCCGAAGCGCCGUACCUGAAGAAGUACUCGAGCGCACCGUCGAUCGUGCCGCUGGCGUCGGCGACGGCGGCAGACGGGAGGGAUGCCGCCGCCGAAAAGUUUGGAGUUCAGGCAACAAAAGUUCUUACAAAAGAUGGGGCAUUGGUUGAGGAUUUGGCUGUUGUAAGAGAUGGUGAUCAUCUGCUUCUCAUCAGUUGA
Striga asiatica is the source of this 2398-nucleotide messenger RNA. NCBI's taxonomy places the organism in Eukaryota, Viridiplantae, Streptophyta, Magnoliopsida, Lamiales, Orobanchaceae. The record is from the annotation of a GenBank genome assembly.